GAAAAGAAUGAGAGGUACAUGCUCCUGUUCCCCCAUGUAUUGCUGAUGUUGUCAGCCAGUCCCAGGAUGAGUGGCUUCAUUUACCAGGGUAAACUGCCAUUAACAGGAAUGACAAUCUUGAAACUAGAAGACAGUGAAACCAACAAGAAUGCUUUUGAAAUUUCAGGAAAUAUGAUAGAACGGAUAGUAGUGACCUGCAACAAUCAGGAGGAUCUGCAUGACUGGGUAGAUCAUCUCCACAGACAGGCUAAAUUCGCUAGUAUAGGAACCCCUACUAUAAAGCCACUGUCUGUACCGUGUCACACACUCCCUUCACAUCCGGUAACACCAUCCAGCAGGCAUUCAGAGAACAGGCCAGCGACGGGGACUCCUGCCUACCACACCCUCCCCCACCCCUCCUCUCACGGGACCCCUCACAGCACAAUCUUCUUGCCAAUUUGGAUUUUGGAAAAAAAUUAG
Messenger RNA from Polyodon spathula (Mississippi paddlefish), 459 nucleotides. Its product is annotated as rho guanine nucleotide exchange factor 7-like. The transcript is spliced from 4 exons. The record is from RefSeq and is a predicted model, not a curated record. NCBI's taxonomy places the organism in Eukaryota, Metazoa, Chordata, Actinopteri, Acipenseriformes, Polyodontidae. The annotation marks the transcript as partial.